Messenger RNA from Pseudoliparis swirei, 2813 nucleotides. It is a transcript of the gene rad21l1, whose product is annotated as RAD21 cohesin complex component like 1. Gene Ontology annotation, molecular function: chromatin binding; protein binding. Gene Ontology annotation, cellular component: synaptonemal complex; cohesin complex. Bases 148 to 1767 code for a protein of 539 amino acids. The record is from RefSeq and is a predicted model, not a curated record. The transcript is spliced from 14 exons. NCBI's taxonomy places the organism in Eukaryota, Metazoa, Chordata, Actinopteri, Perciformes, Liparidae. Gene Ontology annotation, biological process: replication-born double-strand break repair via sister chromatid exchange; synaptonemal complex assembly; mitotic sister chromatid cohesion.
CGCACCUUUUUGUGCGCGUGCUGUUUUUUGUGGGCGGGGCGUACGUCGUUGCCUGGAUACGCCCUCGCGCUCAUCUGAAGGCUCCACAUUUCUAAACGCGGCACUUUCAAAGUUACGGUGACAGAAAGCGAGCUCCCGGCCUCCGACAUGACCUUCUACACCGCGCAGCUCUUCACCUCCAAGCGGGGGCCUCUCGCCCAGAUCUGGCUCGCUGCGCACUGGGAAAGGAAACUCACAAAGACCCAUGUGUUUGAAUGUAAUUUAGAAACAACCAUCAGGGACAUCAUUUCCCCAAAGAUGAAACUUGGUUUGCGGACCUCCAGUCAUCUGUUCGUUGGCGUGGUCAGGAUCUACUCCAGGAAAGCAAAGUAUCUCCUCGCAGACUGCAGUGAUGCCCUGGUUAAAAUUAAAAUGGCAUUCAGGCCAGGUCAGACGGAUAUGCCUCUGGACGGGCUUGAAGCAACUUUAAAAGCAAUUACUUUGAUGGAAGAUUUCACUGCUUUUGAUUCCCAGCUGCCAUCUCUAAGCACCAUCGAUGUUGUGGACCACUUCUCACUGAACCAGUGUCGAUCAGAAGAAAUCACUCUGAAAGAAGACUUUGGAAGUGGCUUUCUUAAUUUAGUAGACUUCGGAGAUGAUUCCCAGAGCCACCACAAUGGGCUGCUGGAUAUGAGCUUCCAGAGCUUCACUCAACACGACGAUUUUGGGGAUGAGAAUAGAGGACUCGACCUUCUCGACUUCCUGACAAACUCCAGUGAGAAUCCUGAGUACACUGACUUCAUCCUCAAGGAGCCUCAAGCAAGAAGUCCAGAGAUCGCUACACUCACUCCUCAACAAGAUGCAGAAAGAACGGAGAUGGGUUCUCCAACGUGGAACGAGACCACCCUGCUUGAUGACGAGGCGGAGGCCUUUGCUCUUGAACCUGUGGCCGUCACUUCAAACUCCGAGACGAAGAGGGGGAAGAGGAAGCGCAAGUUGGUCGUGGACCAGACUAAAGAGCUGACCGAUGAGUGCAUCAGAGGGCAGCUUCUCGACUAUUCCGAUCUGGUUGCCUCUCUGGACAUGGCCCCACCAACGGUGCAGCUCAUGCGGUGGAAGGAGAGCGGCGCCGCGGACAAACUCUUUGCACACCCGUGUUCAACCGUAGCAGCUCAAGAGAUAAUGACGCUCUUUGCCAGGAGUGUUUUCCAGGUGAAACCUCAUGUCGUGCACGAGGAGGUGGAGGAGAUGCGUCAGGAUGGACAAGCAGUUCAGAGGGACACGCGCAGCCUCACGACAGACGACGCCAGGGACGUCGAGUCAUCAAUAGAUCCCGAAACACACGACACGCAGCUGACCGACCUCGACCACGUGAAUGACAAUCCACUUGAGAAUCACUCCGAGCCCGCACAAGGUCAAAACAGUUCGGAGGUCACUCAUCCAGGACUUCCAUCAGAGGACUCCAUGUUUGUGCAUCCAUCUUUCCUGCAGCAGGACACUUCCCUCCACACUCAGUCUCUGCUGGACAGCCAGGACUUUGAGGAGAGGAGGACGACCAGACGCACACAGAAGCUUCUGGACAUUCUAAGAAGCAACAGUGACGCCGCCGCGUUCAGCCUGCAGGCGCUCUGUGAAGGAGGAAGUCGCCUGCGGGCUGCAACCACUUUCUACUCCCUUCUGAUCCUGAAAAAACUCAAAGCCAUUCACCUGCACCAGAGAGCGCCCUACGAGGACAUCAGUGCCACACCUGGAGACAAUUUCUACAACGAGCCCAGUAGAGUUUCUUAAAGUGACGGCGUUGCGGUCUCGGUUCUGUCGGCGCGGCCUCGUUCAGAAGCACCACGUGUUUGUGUUACUAGGUCAGUGUCUCUUUUUUGGGCUCAAUAGCGAAAAACUGUUUGAAAAGAAUAAUCUCUCUUUACAUGAUACGUCAAGUACUAUUUUGCUUGUUCUCAGCAAUCAAACAACACAUCUGUGAGGAAUUGAGAAAGUAUGAAUGAAGGAACAUUUUGUUAAAAAAACUGACAUCAGAUAUGGGUUUCUCUUCCAUAUAUUUUCGACGUGAUCUACAAGGUCCUUUAAGUAUUUAUGUAUUUAUUGUUCCACUGUUUGACAACCGAAUGUUCGUUAUUCUUGUGAUAUUUUUGGACAGACAUUUCUUGCCUGUUCAUUUUGUGUUUUACACCAGUUCCUCUUCUAUUGAUUGGAAGCGCGGGAUUAUAUCGACCUGCCUGUUAUUUCAUUAUCAUGAAAUGUUGCUAAUGAUUUGGUCAAAGUACAGAUAAUAUUCACAUCUUAAAACUGUUCCUUGUAUCGAGGCAAAACACAAGACAGAAUGUUUACUAGAUGCGUUUGUGUUUUUAUAGCUUUAGCAGGAUACAUUUGAUAUUACUGAAGGGUGGCAUAUGAAAGUAAAUGCAUAUAUUUGUAAUUUUUGUGGUCAAGAUGUUAUUUACAUUUUUCUCUAUUGGUUUCCUGCAGCUAAAAUCCAUAAAUCCAGGUACAGUACUGCUGUACUCUUAACGACAAUAGGUGACUUAAAUGGUAAUAGUCUCAAAUGAGACUUGUAGACCUAUGUCAUCCAUUUUACUGUGUGCUCCAUGUCGGCCUGACGUCACUCGUUUGGGACAGCAACAUCUAUUUGUUUUUAAUAUCACAUGAUAUUGGAAUAUGAGCACAUGUGGGAUAUCCCACAGAACUGUAACGCAGUGACGUUUCCUCGUUCUCAGAGUUCAUUACGUCACAAGCCGAGAAUUUAAAUCGUGAUGUGUUUUUUGUUAUGAAAUGGCUUCUGUCUUUGUGGAGAUUGUAUUAAAAAUAAACACAUACAUGGA